This is a messenger RNA of Fonsecaea nubica, 747 nucleotides long. RefSeq lists its product as hypothetical. The transcript has a single exon. The record is from RefSeq and is a predicted model, not a curated record. Gene Ontology annotation, biological process: regulation of DNA-templated transcription. Bases 1 to 747 code for a protein of 248 amino acids. Lineage: Eukaryota; Fungi; Ascomycota; Eurotiomycetes; Chaetothyriales; Herpotrichiellaceae. Gene Ontology annotation, cellular component: nucleus.
AUGAGUGGACUUGUCAGCUAUGAGAGUAGCAGCGAUGAAGAAGGGCUGCGCACCCCAGAGGCCGCAUCCAGCAUAUCAACUAAGGGAAAACCAGCUGUGCCAGCCAACUCCGGCAUCGAGAACAGUAGCGACAACCAAAGGUUACCAGCGACAGAGACUGGCACCAACACAAGCAUCGGCAAUGGGCCAAUCCUAGGUCCCCUCAUGCCGGUUCAAAUACACAGCGACGACGAUGUUGUCGAGCAACAGAGCUCUACAGAAACGUCACAGCGACACAUGUCCGAGCGGGAAACUAUACAUGUGCUUACACAGGCGACCCAUCCCAUGACGGCCAUUCCACCCUCUCCCCCAGGUUCUCCUGAUCCCGCACUGGACGCUAAAUUGAAGCGGUUUGUGGAGCUUAAAGCUAAAGGAGUUCAUUUCAACGAAGACCUCGCGAAGAAGUCUACCUUUCGCAAUCCUGCGUUGUUAGCUACUAUGAUGGCUCGGGCAGGAGUGGACGGCGACGACCAAUACAGAACUACUCUACCACAGGAAGUCUGGGAUCCGUUGGGGUUUCCUCCGUCGGGCUACAAGGAGGAAUUGCAUCGAAAUCAGCAAACCCUACGGGAGCAAGACUCAAACCUCAAGAAAACCCUGUCAGCUACUGGAAAAAGAACCAUCGAGUUCACCUCAGGCAAAAUAUCUGGAACUUCCAGCAGGGAAUCGACGCCAGGAACGGCUACCAAACGAAAACGGCCUGGAUGA